AUGGUGAUGAAAGGCUUCGGAGCCUUGAGAUUCCUCUUGAAAGCGAAGAGCUCCCGACGGAACGCGUGGGGGAACCUUUCCUACGCCGACCUCAUCACCAAAGCCAUUGAGAGCGCCCCGGACAAGAGACUCACGCUCUCGCAAAUCUACGACUGGAUGGUCCGCUACGUGCCCUACUUCAAGGAUAAAGGCGACAGCAACAGCUCGGCCGGCUGGAAGAACUCCAUCCGGCACAACCUGUCGCUGCACACCCGGUUCAUCCGCGUGCAGAACGAGGGCACUGGCAAAAGUUCGUGGUGGAUGCUGAACCCUGAGGGAGGAAAGACUGGCAAGACCCCGCGGCGCCGGGCCGUGUCCAUGGACAACGGGGCCAAAUUCCUGCGCAUCAAGGGCAAAGCGAGCAAGAAGAAGCAACUGCACCUGCCAGAGCGGAGCCCGGACGACAGCCCUCCGGGUGCACCGGCUGCAGGGCCCCUAUCGGCCUCCGCCAAGUGGGCCGCCAGCCCGGCCUCACAUGCCAGCGACGACUAUGAGGCGUGGGCCGACUUCCGCGGCAGCGGGAGACCCUUGCUCGGGGAGGCAGCCGAGCUGGAGGACGACGAGGCCCUGGAGGCCCUUGCACCGUCCUCGCCUCUCAUGUACCCGAGUCCCGCAAGCGCGCUUUCGCCCGCCCUGGGGCCGGCCGACCUGGACCUCGACAUGUUCAGCGGAAGCCUCGAGUGUGACGUCGAGUCCAUCAUCCUCAACGACUUCAUGGACAGCGACGAAAUGGACUUCAAUUUCGACUCAGCCCUGCCUCCACCUCCCCCGGGCCUGGCCGGGGCGCCGCCCCCUAACCAGAGUUGGGUGCCGGGCUGA
Cricetulus griseus (Chinese hamster) is the source of this 858-nucleotide messenger RNA. The record is from RefSeq and is a predicted model, not a curated record. NCBI's taxonomy places the organism in Eukaryota, Metazoa, Chordata, Mammalia, Rodentia, Cricetidae.